AGGAAGUUGGUGGGGGCAUGACAGAGAGCUGGGGUUUCCUUUGAUGUAGACUUAGUGGCUUUAACAGAGGAGUGAUCAGUAGUCUGCCGCACUGGUGUGCUGGUCUGGCACUCAGGGAAGUGGCCACCACUCGCGUGAUUGUGGAGUAGAAACUCAGUUGCAGGAAGUACACAGUUCAAUUGAAGAAUUAAAACGGCACCUCAACAGAGCCGCUCUUGGGCUUUUCUUAUAACCCAUGUUUUCACAUCUUUCCUUCGAUUGUGUCCUUCUGUGGCUGCUACUACUUACAAGGUCUUUGGAAGGGUCACGCACAGCCGAGGUGGGCAAGAAUGCUUAUCUGCCCUGCCACUACUCUCCAACCACCUCGGAGAACCUUGUGCCCAUGUGCUGGGGCAGGGGACCCUGUCCUUUAACUCAAUGUACAAGUAUGAUGCUCAGCACUGAUGGAAGGCACUUGAACUACCAGAGUUCCAGCAGAUACCAGCUAAAGGGGAAUGUCCACAAAGGAGAUGUGUCCUUGACCAUAGAGAAUGUGACUUUAGCCGACAGUGGGACUUACUGCUGCCGUAUCCAAUUCCCAGGCCCAUUGAAUGAUAAAAAAUCAAACCUGGAGUUGGACAUCAAACCAGCCAAGGUCACCCCUGCUGGGACUCCAUGGAGAGCCUUCACUACAGCCUUUCCAAGGAUAUUUACCACUGAGGAACAUGGCUCAGCAGAGACAAAGACUCUGGAGACCCUCCAUGAUAAAAAUCAAACACAAAUAUACACGUUGGCGGAUGAGUUACAAGACUCUGGUUACAAGACCACCAGAAUAAGUGUCUAUAUUGGAGCAGGGAUCACUGCUGGGCUGGCUCUGGUUCUUAUCUUUGGUGCUUUAAUUCUCAAAUGGUAUUCUCAUAGGAAAGAGAAGUUACAGAAUUCCAGCCUCAUCACUUUGGCCAACCUCCCUCCUCCCUCAGGGUUAGAAAAUACAGUAGCAGAGGGGAUGCGCUCAAGGGAAAACGUCUAUACAAUUGAGGAGAACCUAUAUGAACUGGAGGACCCGUAUGCGGAUUACUGCUAUGUCAUUAGUGAGUAGCAAGCCUGACAACUCCGGGUCUUCACCCUUCUAUGCCAUCAGACCCAGCUUCAUUCGGGAGCUUGUAUUGUCUUCUUUGAAAGCGAUCAGAUGUGUCAGCUGAUUGACUUUAAGGUUCUGCCUGCGGCUACCCAGCAUUCUUUAUCCAGUUUCUGAGGAUAAGCUCACAAAAGGAUUGAACCAUCAUCUACCCAGUACUCAGACUUGUUACUACCUUACCUCUGCAUUCCAGCCAACAGGUUACUCAACUCAGAGACUACUAAUCAGGGCAUUAGAACUCAAAUGAGCUUCUCUGUGAAGUAGGAAUUCUUAAUGUGGGGACUCCUGAAUUCCAGGAUUUUCAGUCCCAUGAUGUGUCCACGAAGCUCCUGAGAAGGUGGGGCGGGGGUGGGGGGGAAUUACAUGCUGAGCUAUAUGCAUGCCUUUUUGGGUACAGAAAGUCUAAAGGGGCCACUGAUUUCAAAGAGAAAGUUGACUCAUAAAAGGUGAAGGAACUCCUGGAGUAGACUAGAUGGCCUUGAAGAUUUCCUUUGAGUCUCAACAUUUAAGCUUCUUUGAAUGAAGGCUCUCCUACAGAUACCAACUUAACACUCUCCUUCUCCAGUGAAGAAGCCGGCUCAGCAAGCCGUGGUGUGGCAGGAGCUCCUGGGGAAAAAGGAAGUGCACUCAUGUGUGUUGUCAGGUUCUGCUUGGGGAGAACUCAAAGGGAAACAUCUCUGACCAACUUCUCCAUUCAAGGAGAGAACCAGGGACAUGUUUUUCACAGAAAAAGAAGCAGUGACUGGGAUGCCUAUUCCGUUUCCUGGUGGAAGGAAGACGAAGGGCUGCAGCAAUCUGUACUAGUCAGCCUUAGAUCCCUUGGAGGGAAGACAGUGGUCCCUAAGCUUCCAUUCCAAGACUGUGGAGACUAGCUCUGCCUUCCUUAUUUGUUGCCUCUGCUCUCACACAUAAUAGAAAUUCUUAGGUAUCUUUGGAGUGAAAACAUUAAAUAUGCAGAAAGGUAGCUUUCUGGAAAGCCCUUCCAUUGGGGCACUCAGACAGAGCUCUGCCACCUCACUUCUUGGAGAACUCACAGACCCUAAGCUCCAUUGGUGCUCCUAUGUAGGCAGAAGUGGCUGUUUUCAGACAGUGACAAUAUGCACCUCACAGUCUGAAAACUGCUCCUCCCUCGGUGAUGACCAACCUGCUGCUGUGCUGCAUUCCAUGGAUGCUAGUCACCUGGAGGGAAGCGACUUCAGAAGACACGUAGACCACAUCAAUGGUUCCCUCCAAAGGAGAUUCUUACCCACAGAAAUCUUUAAAUAAGGGUGUAUAUAUAUAUAUGACGAUUGUUGCAAUGAUGUUUGCAAAACCUUUUUUCAUUGAUAGGGGAAUAGUUGAUUAUUGUGGUCCAUCAGCACACACUGAGGCAGGUAAGAAGAAUUAGGUGGUUUCAUUGUUGAGCUGUUUUGCUAAUUUAACAAAUAUUUAUUAAGGCUUGCUAUAUGCCAGGUAAUCUGAUGCUGAGACCAGAGAGAGAGACCAAAUAGACACAUCCCUGACCCCAUGGAACUUCUAGUUUGACAGGCAGGAGAAUUUGUUCUCUCUAUUCACUGUUAACAUUUACUGGCAUCAGCUUUGUCAGGCACUGUUUUAGUCCCUAGGAAUACAACAGUGAUGAAACCCUUAAUCUGACAAAGUUUAUGUUACUUGUCAGAGGGAAAUGCUAUAUUGCUAAAUCAAAAGAAAAAAAAAGUUCUAGAAUAAUAUAUACAAUUGAUGCAUAAUUUUUUUAAUCUUUAAAAAAUCUGGAAGAAUAUACCCAAGUUAAUAUGGUUACCACACAAAGGCAAAUAGUUAAGAGAUAGACUCAGCCUGGCCAGUGGUGCUCAGUGGUUAAGUGUUGACCUAUGAACCAGGAGGUCAUGAUUUGAUUCACUAUUG
Molecule: messenger RNA, 3001 nt
Organism: Myotis davidii
Lineage: Eukaryota; Metazoa; Chordata; Mammalia; Chiroptera; Vespertilionidae
Product: hepatitis A virus cellular receptor 2
Exons: 7
Coding region: 236-1078 (280 amino acids)
Source: RefSeq, a predicted model, not a curated record